Molecule: messenger RNA, 1881 nt
Organism: Oldenlandia corymbosa var. corymbosa
Lineage: Eukaryota; Viridiplantae; Streptophyta; Magnoliopsida; Gentianales; Rubiaceae
Source: the annotation of a GenBank genome assembly
GUCCAAACCAGCCUAACAACAACCUACGAACCAAAAUUCUCCCGCCACGUGCUCAAGCAGAUCAAUGGAAUCUCCACACGUAAGUCGGUGGUAGAGUCCGAGUCAUUAUGGAGAGGGUGCGGUUUCCAGUACUAAACCGCCGAUUUUCUCCCAUCAUCCCUCUCCAGGACGAGGGACACGUCAAUCCAUCCCCCAGAAUGGUGGCAUAGUUUCAUCAUCAAUAAAUGGCCCAUCCUUACGUUUCUUCCCGGCCCCUCAUUAAGACGAAACCAAAACCAAAAGGAUUCCUUAAUGUCCGUUCAAAGUUCGAAACGAUCUGAUGAUGUUGCGGAGAUCAUACGACCAGAACAGGAUGAUUGACAACUUUAACAUCUGCCACCAAACCACCCCUUCGUCGGAAAAUGGUUGCCGGACGGCGGCCUUAUCACACUCGCACGGCAUCAUGGAUAGGAAUUCGGGUCGGCCUGGCGGGAGAUGGGAAAGGGAAAUGGAUCACGAGACGAUGUUGCGGGAUAUGCAAGAGCGGUCCAAGAGGAAGAGACAAAUGGAAGAUCAGGAUGACGUCUCCUCCUUGAAAGGUAGCUCCGCCAGCUCGACGAAGGAUGGAGCGUUAUCCUGCGGCCAAGAUGAGAGGGGGAGUCGAAGCUGGUGUUCAUCGUACGGGUGUAUAUCGGUGAUCGGGCGGAGGAGAGAGAUGGAGGACGCGGUGGCGGUGGAGCUUGGGCUGUCGUCGGCGGGUGAAGGUGGUGAAGGAUCUGGCAAAUACGAUUUUUUCGGCGUUUACGAUGGCCACGGAGGGUCGCGCGUGGCGCACGCUUGCAGCGACCGGCUGCAUCGGCUGUUGGCGGAAAUUGUGACGCAAGAAGAGCGUGGGGGGAGCGGGGUGGUGGAUUGGGAAAAGGUGAUGUUGGAAUGCUUUGAAAAGAUGGAUGAAGAGGUGAACCGGAAUGGGGCUGCGGUUGCCACGAUGGGGUCAACCGCCGUGGUGGCGGUGGUGGGUGACCAGGAGCUUGUGGUUGCUAACUGUGGGGAUUCUCGGGCUGUUCUCCGCCGCGGGGGUGUUGCCGUCCCCUUAUCCUCCGACCAUAAGCCAGAUAGAGCUGAUGAGUUGGAAAGAAUAGAGCUGUGUGGAGGCAAAGUCAUAAAUUGGAACGGCCAACGUGUCCUCGGAGUCCUUGCCACCUCAAGAUCCAUAGGUGACGAGUACCUCAAGCCCUACGUGAUACCAGUACCCCAAGUAACGGUGAACCAAAGGUCCGACUUGGACGAGUUCUUGAUAUUAGCCAGUGACGGUUUGUGGGAUGUAAUUCCUAACGAUCUAGCAUGCCAGAUUGUAAGGAGAUGCCUGGACGGCAACGUAAGAAGAAGGGCUGCUUCUCCUCAGCAGAUUCCCUCCUCCGGUGUAAGCCAUGCGGGUGCCAGUGAGUCGAAAAAUGGAGGCCUUGCAUCCGAAGCAGCGUCAAUAUUGGCCGAGUUAGCUCUUGCUCGCGGCAGCAGAGAUAAUAUUAGUGUUAUUGUUGUUCAAUUGGAGAAACCUAAAGCUUCAUCUGGGUAAAAUGGCAUCAGUAGUGAUUGAAGUGAUAAGGUGGCAUGACGCGGUGUGACAAUGUGACCUUUCUCAGGGGAAAAAGAUGUGUAUGUAAUUUGCUGAGAGUAACUUGGCUCUCUGUAGUUCCUUAAAAUUUUCGCUCGGUAUAGUUGCUGAGUUUCUGGGUUCUUUUUCUUUAUUUUUUAUUCCUUUAAUAAAUAAAAAUGUACAUAGAAAACGAAAUUUUGAUUUGAGAUUAAUUGUUCGUAACGAAUGUGAUUUGAAGUAAUUACUCGCGAAGUGUAUUGGAGGAUAUUGCUGAACAGUAGAUGCUCCCCUGCAUUAGGGUCAGG